Pogoniulus pusillus (Red-fronted tinkerbird) is the source of this 8882-nucleotide messenger RNA. RefSeq names its product ASXL transcriptional regulator 2 (gene ASXL2). Gene Ontology annotation, cellular component: PR-DUB complex. Lineage: Eukaryota; Metazoa; Chordata; Aves; Piciformes; Lybiidae. Gene Ontology annotation, molecular function: DNA binding; peroxisome proliferator activated receptor binding; chromatin binding. Gene Ontology annotation, biological process: positive regulation of transcription by RNA polymerase II; animal organ morphogenesis. The transcript is spliced from 12 exons. The record is from RefSeq and is a predicted model, not a curated record. The coding region runs from base 195 to 4475 and encodes 1426 amino acids.
AGUAGGAGCCCAACAUGGCAGCAGCGGCGGCGGGUGUGGGGGCUGCGGGGGUCUGGGCCGCUCGCUCCUAGGGCCGCUCCGCCUCUCUCCGCUUCCCCGCGACCUCCUGCCGUCUCCACUCGCGGACAGGCAGGUGGACGGACCCCCCUCUUCCCGGGCUACUUCGGAGUUAGCUGCGCCCCGCCGCGUCCGACAUGAGGGAGAAGGGCCGCAGGAAGAAGGGCAGGACCUGGGCAGAGGCCGCCCGGACGGUCCUGGAGAAAUACCCUAAUACACCUAUGAGCCAUAAAGAGAUCCUUCAAGUCAUCCAGAAAGAAGGACUUAAGGAGAUCAGUGGGACUUCUCCUCUGGCAUGCCUGAAUGCUAUGCUCCAUACAAACUCCCGUGGGGAAGAGGGCAUUUUCUAUAAGGUCCCAGGGCGCAUGGGAGUGUACACACUGAAGAAGGAUGUUCCAGAUGGGUUGAAGGAGCUCUCUGAUGGCUCCGAGGAGAGCAGUGAUGCCCAGUCUGACUCUCAGAGCUCUGAGAACAGCAGCAGCAGCAGCAGUGAUGGAUGCAGUAAGAAAGAUGGGAAAAAAAGCAGAUGGAAAAGGAAAGUGUCAUCUAGACUGUCACAGACAUCCUCUCCUCAGUCAGGCUGCCCGUCACCUUCCAUCCAGGCAGGCAAAGUCAUCUCCUCAUCGCAGAAGCACAGCAAAAAGGCACUCAAACAGGCCUUGAAGCAGCAGCAGCAAAAGCAGCAGCAGCAGCAAUGCAGAGCAGGCAUGCCCGUCUCCACUAACCAGCACGUCCUUCUGAAGGCCGUCAAGGCAGCCAGCAACCCCACGCCUGCAAAAUCCCCUUGGGAAGGAAAGCAGUCGGAUGGACAGUCAGGAAGCCCUCAGAACUCCACCUCCAGUUCCUCUCUCUCUGUCAAGCUUGAUAACUCCUUGCCAGGGCUGGGGAAGAAACCGUUCCAGAGAUCUGACAGGCUCCAUGCAAGGCAGCUGAAGAGAGCCAAGUGUGCCGAAAUCGACGUGGAGACGCCGGACUCCAUCCUGGUGAACACGAACCUGCGGGCGCUGAUCAACAAGCACACCUUCUCCGUCCUGCCCGCCGAGUGCCAGCAGCGCCUGCUGCUGCUGCUGCCCGAGGUGGACAGGCAGGUUGGGGCAGAUGGUUUGAUGAAGCUAAGUGGCUCUGCACUCAACAAUGAGUUCUUCACCUCAGCUGCCCAGGGUUGGAAGGAGAGGUUGUCAGAAGGUGAGUUUACCCCAGAAAUGCAGCUAAGAAUACGUCAAGAAAUAGAAAAGGAAAAGAAGGUUGAGCUGUGGAAGGAGCACUUUUUUGAGAGCUAUUAUGGUCAGAGUUCUGGACUAAGUCUUGAAGAGUCGAAGAGACUGAUGGCAAACAGCGACCCUGCCGAGCCAGAGGCUGAAAAUCCAACACCUGAACAGCCAAAACGCAUGGCAGCCUCGCUCAAAGAGGAGGUGACAUCUCCCUCAGAGUCUAAAGCCCAAGCAGCCCAUGAAGCACCAACCAUGAGAAGAGGGGGAGAGGACCAAAGAGAGGACGUGCAGCCAAAAGCAGCCAAACCUGCAGAGGCCGCAGUUUCCCCGGUGAAACCCAGUGAGCAUUCACUGCCUACAAGAGAGAAGGUCCAAGGAGAGCCUGUUCAAGAGAAACCAGAAACUGCUGCUGGUCAGAAGCCUGAGGAAGAGAGAAAGCACACUGCUUCCACGGAGGUGCUCGUGAAAGGGACUGUCAGUACCUCAGUCCUGGCCCCAAGUAAACCGAAGAGCCUUGAAGCAGGAGAAGUGGUAGCAAGCGUGAAAAGUCCAGUGAAGACUCCAGAAGUGCCCGACAAGAAGGCCCCUGUGAAUGAGGAGAUGGAGGUCAGCAUCGAAGCCCAUAAGCGGAAGCUGGAGAGCCGUGAGGAAGCUGUCACCGCGCCCGAGAAGAAGCCGCGCAUGGUGGAGACCUGCCAGCAGCACCAGCAGGCCUUUCGCAGCCAGCCACAGUCCUUUCCCGCGGCAGGCACCCCCGUGCCACGGGUACCCCCGCUCAAGAUUCCCGUCUCCAGAAUCUCCCCAAUGCCAUUUCCUGCGGGCCAGGUCUCUCCCAGGGUACGUUUCCCACUCUCACUUACCAGUCCAGGAAGAACAGGAGCCAGAACUCUGGCAGACAUCAAGGCAAAAGCCCAGCAAGCCAAGGCUCAGAGAGCCGCAGCAGCCGCCGCUGCCGCCGCCGCUGCCGCCGCCGCCUCCAGUGGGGGAGCUGUCCCGGGGCCUGGACCGGGCGGUGGUGGGGCCCCACCGGGAGGUGGAGGAGAGAAAAGUAAUGCAACAGCAGCUGGAACCAACGCAACUGGAGCCGGAGGAAAUGCACUGGAACUGGCAGGAACUGGAAGCGGGGGAAGUGCGAGAAGGUUUCUUCCCCGUUGUCCAGGGAGCCACAGCCAAAUGGAGAACCAGGCCACAGAGCAGGCACCACCUCACAAUCCUUCUAGAGCACAACUACAGCAGACUCCCACACUGCAGUCCAGAGCUCCGGCCAGCAAUACAGGCACCAGCCCCUCCUCAUCCGCGGCAGCGGCACUAGAGAAAGGCAGCAGGUUGAAGCAGAGCCCUCCCAGUGCGACUGCCAGUCAGCCUCCAGGCUCCCAGUACGCUGGCAGCAAAGACCAACAAGAGAAAGCACCUUCUGCUCCAGCAGGGCCAGGCCAGGCCUGUGGGGCACCAGCUGUCAGGGAGGGAACAGCCUGUGUCACGGUAUCCACAGCAGAUCCCAGCACAAACCUAACUAAGGUAGCACCUACAGCCUUAGGAGGAACCAGCUUAGAUGUUUCAAAAAGCAAAUCUUCUUCCCCUCCAAUGUCUUUGCUAACAUCCAUGAGCUCAGAAGGCCAGGCUGGAGGUGUGGUCCCCUCUGCUACAUCCGUCCCACCCUCUCACACUUCAUCAGCAGUGCCUAGCCUUAAAACUCAUCCAAGUUCAAGUGCAGCCCUCCCAAAACCAAGCUCCAGUAUUCCUGCUAACAACCCUUUGGUCACCCAACUUCUUCAAGGCAAGAACGUCCCUCUGGAGCAAAUCCUGCCGAAGCCUCUCACCAAAGCAGCAAUGAAAACUGUCUCGCUAGCUCCUCAUGAAGAAAAAGGGGUGGCAGCAGCGUCCAGUGCUACAAGCGUAGCAGGGAACAGCACUGGAGCUGAGGGUGCUGAAAGACAAUCCAGCUUACCCACGCCACAGACGGGGAAGAUCUUUUGCCAGAACAGGCCUCUGCCUCAGGUUCAAAGGACCUUUCCACUCCCCUCGGGAAAGGAGCCCAGUCUUGAGCAGCAGCAGCAGUGCCACGAGGCACUGAGCAAGACAACUCAAGAACAGAUUCUUCAGACUCUUAUCAAGAGAGUCCAGAGGCAGAAUUUGUUGCCAGUCCUUCAGCCUUCACAGCUGAAUCUCCCUCACUCAGGCUUCCCGUUAGAAAACAGCUCCAACAGCCAGAGAUUUAUGCUGGGCUUCAUGGGCAGAAGGACAUCCAAGCCUGCUAUGUCUGGGCAUUACCUGCUCAAUAUUUCCACCUAUGGUCGUGGCUCAGAGAGUUUGAGGAGAGGCUUCUCCUUGAACCCUGAAAACCGCCUGUGUCUGAACAGUCCUGCUGAUGAUGCUCUGAAACCAGAACGUGGGGAAUGUGAGGAGGCAGCUGGCCUUGGCAGCAGCAGCAGCAGCGAGGAAGGGGACGCGGAUGACGAGAGCACUGGUGACGAACAGGAUGCUGUCAGCGUAAAAGAGGAGCCCCAGGCUUCGCAGGCUUCUGCUCAGUGUGAGAAAGAACAGGUAUCACACAGCAGGAACUCUCCAGAUGACGGCACCCUUGCUCAGAGGGGCGCGAAGGCGGCAGCAGCCGCGCCGCAGCAAGCGGCCGCCAGCAAGGAGAACGUUCAGGCCUUUGACGGGACCGCGCUAGCUCGAGACUUCCUUCAGGCCGCCCAAGAGCAGGUGGCACACGCCAUGAGGGGCAAAAUGCACGGCAGUCCAGAGCUUUUCAGUCCUUCUGCACCCUCCUCGGACUCUGGGCAGCAGCAGCCCCCGCGGCUCUCUCCUCCGCACCCUCCAAAGCUGUCUGGAAGCGCUGCCCCGCAGCUCAUGGGGCCUAGUUACAGCGGCACCAUCAAUGUCUCCACCUCCCCGGACGUGAACCAAGGGACUCUUAUGACUGGGCUGUCUGAGUGCAAUCAGUUGUCCAGUAGCAUGGGGAACGUCAUGUCCUUCUCUGUGACUGUCACCACCAUUCCCACCAGCCAAGCUAUGAACUCUGGCAACCACAGUCAGUCCAUCCCCGUUCAAGCCUUCGCUGAAGACAGCAGCAUGGAGGAUUCCCCUUCCAAAUGUUACUGCAGGUUGAAAGCCAUGAUCAUGUGCAAGGGCUGCGGUGCCUUCUGCCAUGACGAUUGCAUUGGCCCCUCUAAGCUCUGUGUCUCCUGCCUCGUUGUGCGGUAACCGGGACGGGAAGUGGGGAAGAGGAUGGCUUUGCUUUAGGAAUUACCUUGGGAAGAAACAGGAAAUUUACUGCCUUGCACAAGAGACACGUUACAGAAUCAGGAAUACAGAGUAGAGUUCUUCUUUCAUUACAGAAAGAGCACCUUCUUGUACAGUGAGUCUAAACUCAGCUCAACUACGUGAAUUGUGACAAGAGUUUGCACUUAAGGAAUUAUGUAAAUACUUCACAUUAUUUUGGUUAAAAAUAUUUUUUCAAUCUUUUAGGAGGUAGUGUUUGACUUGUAAUGCAGCUUCAUUAACCCCUUCCUGCUCUUCAGCACAUUUGCUGAGCUCUGCUCUAGAUGGGGGUGAGGAACAAACCCCUGGCAAAAACCUUAGCCUGGUGUCAGUCUUCUCUGGCCAGAGAGAAGAAGUGGAUAAUCAAGCAGCUAAACGUUUGUAGUGGCUGGCAAUGGAGUGGAAAGCCCUGACUGGGUUCGCUGCCUUGCUCAGAAGUUUGGCUCAGAUUGUUCAGAACUGGGAGGCCACAGCACCAGGCUUUCAGGCUGGUGCCUUGGCCUUAUGAUCAGGGCGCUUCCAGAAGGAAUUCUGGGUUGUGCAGCAUGGGCUGGUAGUUUUAAUUUGCACAUCAAGGAGGCAGCUGCAGUGGCCUGGUUUGGGGGUCUUGGUCUGCUCGUGGUGAAUGGUGUAAAAGGCAGCUGUGCUGACCGUAGGAUUCGGGACUCUAAAUCACUAAAGCAACUCGGUAACCUUGAUUCUCAGUGACCCCAGGAACCAUUUAAAGCAGAGGUCACAAAUAUGUGCUGAACCACAUUUCAUGUCUGGACUGUCAGGAAUCUGCUUUCUUAGGCGUUUUGAGCGAGCUGGAAGGUGCCAUCCGCGAUCACCAUCCACUGUCACAGCACAUGAUGGGAGUGAAGCGCGCUCAGCGUCACCCUCAGUCCUGCUGUUCCCUUAACUGUGCUCAUUCCAGCCCCUGCAGCAGCCAGAACCUCUCGGAGCGAUGUAGAUACUUAGCUAAGCAUAGGGAAAGGAACGCAGGUGUCUUGCUGGGCCUCGCUGGGGCCGCUCUUUGUGUUUUAAAAUACCAAAUCAGGCUGGACUCAGCUUGGGUUUUGCCCAGUUGAGGGCUGGGGAAGACUGGAAGAGGGUGCGUGGGACUUGUAGCUGGUGGUGGGACAGAGUGAGUGCUACUGAUCCUCCCUUCGGGUGUUCACAAGUGCAUUCACUUGUUAAUGAAAGCAGCUGCCAAGUGGCACUCUGCUGUCCCAGAGAGGAUGCGAGGUACCAGGCUGGCUAACGAAGCACAGGCUGAGCUGCGUUUCCGUGGCUCACCACACGUCCACAUCACAUUCACGGUCUGUCCAUUGUUUCUCUUCUGAAACAGAGUCUCGGAGUCACCAGUCACCUCCGGUCCCAUGUCGUUGCUGUUGGGGGUGGGUGGGGGCCAUACUGCAUCAUGGUCAGGGAACAGCUCUAUGUAUCUUUUUGAUGGAAAAGCACUGAAUUCACUUUUAAUCCAAAGGCCUUUUUAAGAUGAAGCAAUAUUAACAGAACAGGUGGGACAGCUGUUUGGUGAGCUGGGGGUCCUCAGCCUUUCUCCUCUCCCUUUGACUGUGCUACUGCUUUCCCUUGCCCUCUCCCUCACCCCAGAACCUGGCAGAGCUCAGGAAGGAUUGCCUGUGAAGCAGUGUGUUUUACCAAGGGGCAGGUGACGAUUUGUUUGGUUACCGUGAAGAAAAGAGAGUCACAGACUUCAUCCAUCAUAGCAGAAACGUUUCCUUCCCUGCCCAGCAGAGCACAGUGUCUUACAGAGCAGGAUUCAUGGGUGUGAGUUAACCAGAGCUGUGGCUUGGUCUCCAUUUGGCUCAUCUUAAAUUCACUGGUGACCUGUGACUUCUUCUUCUUGUCUGCAUAUCACUGCUCUGACAGCCAGGGAGGAGAGGACUGAAGUGUUAGAAGUAAACCCCAUUUUUUAAUUUACACCUGAAAUCUCAAGCCCCCCACAAAAAUUCCUUUCAAUUUUUCCAUCAUGCUGCACAUGGUGAGGGGUUGUAGCCCAAGACACACCUCCUGGUCUGUGCACCUUCUCUCUGCCCCCUGCGUGUGUGGCUGAACACCAAACAUGGGCUGGCCUCUCCAGUGGUGCCCCCAGGUGCUGUAACUGAGAUAAUCUGGUUCCCUGGCUUGUCUUCUCCAUCAGCACUGAUCUGGACAGCAGCCCAUCGCUGCCAGCCUCUAUCUCCAGUGCUCUCAGAGGAAUUCCUGCCCAUUUUUUACAGCCUAGGCUGUGGUGUGAAAUGGUUUCAAGCUGCAUGCCCUGGGGAGCCCAGUACUGAGAUCAGAGUCUGUCCACUUCUGAUUAGCUCAAGAUUUUUCUGGAUGUGAGAGAAGUGACAGCAGUGCAAUCCUCAGACACUCAGGCCUCUCCAAAGCAGGUCUCCCAGAAUAAUCCACUUUAGAGAUUGUUGCUCAUUACAAAACAAACUGGAAAAGUAAUUUACUGCCCCAAAUAAGAGCAGGGAGGUUUUGCAGGCAUAAUUGGAUUGAUUCUGUUCACACCUUUACUUUCACCAGUGAAAUUUUUCUAGCCUGACAAGAGUGCUUAGGAAGAUGAUGAGGGAGCAGCAGGCUGUGGGCUUUUCAACCUGCUACAGCUGCCCCUUGGACAGGCUGCUCCAUUGCUUCUCUUGGCAUCUUCUAGAGCAGUCCCCAGCCCUUGCUGUGGUCUCAGCUGGUUCCUCCUUUUGAGUCUUACAGCUCUGUAGUGCAUGGGUUUGGUUUUCUGUGCCACAGGCACCUCUUGAGCGUCUGCUUUGGCAGAGCAGGAAGCUGCUGCUCCAUGCAUGGCCCUGCAGGAACACACCUGCUUGGCCCAUCGCUGUCCCAGGCUGGGAUGUGUACUGACCACGAGGAUCUUGGUGUCUCCAGGCUCGUUGGGGACAAUGUAGACAUCUUGCAUCACAAUUUGGAAGUUUACAACUCUGUUCAGUGCCUUAGUUGUAUUUUAACAGCUCAGCACUUUUCUUGGGCUACUUUUCUGCUAUUUCUUUGUUAAAGAAAAUAAAUUCUUUUAACUGCAUGUCUUUGGUUUUAACAGAAGCUCUGAGCUAUGAGGUGCAGCUCGAUGGAACAGCCUCCAGAGGGUAUUAAUUAGUUAGGAAAUCGUUAGGAAUGACAGGGCUCAGUGUGAUAAUCGCUCUAAGUUCGGGUGAAGUAAAACCUUGAAAGCUUUGCACGUUGUACAGUGCUGAUUAUGGCACAAAGGACUUUAGAAGGGGGAAAGCCUGCAGCCUGGAUAGAAAGUGGCAUCAGCCUUCUGCUGCCUGCUACUGAGGCUCCUCCCAGCAGUCUCCACUCUUCCUAUCAUCCCACCUUCCUGCUGUUCCUUCCAGCAAGGUGGUAAAACCUGCUUCACACUGGAUUUAUGAGUAUGCUGCGGCAUAAAGUGCUAGACCUUGGUUCUCUGGGUAGUAAAUCAACAGCGCUAUAGUAAAUGCUGGUAGCAAAGAAAAUCUUAGAGGUGAUGGUUUCAGAGCUGAACAUCAAACCAUAUUUAUAGGAGUAAAACCAACUGGAGUAAGGAAAUACACUCAGCUUUCAUUUUUUCCCUUCAGGCCACAUCCUGCAGUGAAAAGAAGGUACUCAGUCUGAUCCAGAGAAUUUUAGCCUUCCAGUACAAAACCUCCCAGGUUUGAGUUGUAGAGGAACAGGUCAGUGCAGGGUUUGAGACAGGUUGGUAGUGUGAGUUUUGAUUGGCCCUUCUUAAAUUGAAAGGAAAGACCAAAAUAUUCAACAGUCAGUGCUGGUCAGUGGAGUUGUGGCUGUUAUAGUGGUAGGAAGUAGCUCAUGGGACAGCAAGUUGCUGGUCAAGCCAUUAGCAGGCAAGAAGGUAUCCUCAGGUUGUUACUUCUGAUGGGUGAAGUUCAUGCUGCUACAGGAGCAGCUUGCACACCCGUCCUGGGGAUGGAUCCUACCUGGCAUGCAAGCAGGGGUGGGUUUGGAACAGGACUUGGGCUUCUCUUCUUUGGGGAGGGGCUCAAUAUUAUGGGUCACUUGAACCACACAAGUGUGGUGGGCCACCAGGAGGGUGAGGAGCACCAGCCCUACCUAGGAAUCUUUCCAUCUUCUCCAGAGGUGCUCAGUCUUCAUCGUGGCAGUGGUGUGAGAGGCUUAUGGUAGGGCUGGAGCAGAAGUCGCCACCACUGUGGUGGCAGGCUGUGCUUGGAGCACCAUGGCUUGGAGCAGUUGUGCUAGCUUGAGUCUAGCUGGGAUAUUUUAGUGAGAGGAAUUAUAGUCAGGGUAAUUUUCUUAAGUGUGGGGGGCAGGUAACACCCAAACCACCACAGCAGUGAAACAGGCUGAGGUGUUUUCCAUUGAAAGGCCAACAGCUCCUUCACUGGAAUG